AUGAGCACCGCCCGGACCCUCCGCCCGCGCGUCGACUUCGGCGACGACCACGACGCCGGCGGCGCUUUAAGCUGCCUGCCGUGCUGCCGGCCCGACGAGAUCCUGCAUUCGUUGGUAGGCGCGCCCGUGCCGCCGCCCGACGCACGCCAAGCGGUGUCGGCGCACGUGGAGGAGGCGUUCUCAUUGUUCGCGGAGCUCAACGAGUUCGCGGGGGGGCUCCCGCGCCUCCCGUCGGAGGAAAUCGAGGAGUUCCUGUUCGUUGUCGCGCGACGGAGCUACCCCGCCGGCGCCGUCGCGGACGUAGUGACGGAGCUCGAGCCGGACCGGCGCUGCGGGUUGUCGGUGGAGGACUGCCAGAAGCUACUGGACGAGUUGCGAAGGAGGGACUCGGGGAUGCGGGGAAGGUCAACACGUAA
This is a messenger RNA of Pelagomonas calceolata, 416 nucleotides long. Lineage: Eukaryota; Pelagophyceae; Pelagomonadales; Pelagomonadaceae. The record is from the annotation of a GenBank genome assembly.